Molecule: messenger RNA, 1875 nt
Organism: Anopheles nili
Lineage: Eukaryota; Metazoa; Arthropoda; Insecta; Diptera; Culicidae
Product: annexin B9
Exons: 6
Coding region: 80-1051 (323 amino acids)
Cellular component (GO): cytoplasm
Molecular function (GO): calcium ion binding; calcium-dependent phospholipid binding
Source: RefSeq, a predicted model, not a curated record
CGUUCAAGUCCGUCGGAUCGUGUUGCUCGUCUGAAAUCAAACUCCAUUAAAACAAAACCUUUAAAAACGUUAGUACACCAUGGGCUCCCAGUAUUAUCCAUUCCAGUGCACACCGACCGUCUAUCCGGCGGAUCCGUUCGAUGCCAACGCGGAUGCCGCCACGCUGCGUACCGCCAUGAAGGGCUUUGGUACGGACGAGAAAGCCAUCAUCGAGGUGCUGGCUCGCCGCGGUAUUGUCCAGCGUCUUGAAAUCUCUCAAGCAUUCAAGACAUCCUUCGGAAAGGAUCUGAUCAGUGACCUCAAGUCGGAGUUGGGCGGAAAGUUCGAGGACGUGAUCAUGGCGCUGAUGACGCCGCUGCCGCAAUUUUACGCCAAGGAGCUGCACGAUGCCAUCUCUGGCAUUGGCACGGAUGAGGAGGCGAUCAUCGAGAUCUUGUGCACGCUGUCGAACUACGGCAUCCGUACUAUCGCCGAGUUCUACGAGCAGAUGUACAACGUUACACUCGAGUCGGAUCUCAAGGGAGACACGAGCGGCGCAUUCAAGCGGUUGUGCGUUUCGCUAGUACAGGGCAACCGUGACGAGAAUAACGGCGUUGACGAAGGUGCAGCGGCGGCCGAUGCCCAGGCACUGUUCGAAGCCGGUGAGGGUCAGUGGGGUACGGAUGAGUCCGUGUUCAACCAGAUUCUGGUGACGCGCUCUUAUCAGCAGCUUCGAGCCGUGUUCGACAUUUACGAGAGUAUUGCCGGACAUUCCAUCGAGGACGCUGUGAAACGCGAAUUCAGCGGUGCAAUCGAGGAAGGCUUUAAGGCUAUUGUUCGCUGCGUUCGAUCGAAAGUGCAUUACUUUGCCAAGCGUCUUCACAACUCGAUGGCCGGCCUGGGCACCAAUGACAAAACGCUUAUCCGGAUCGUGGUCAGCCGAUCGGAGAUUGAUCUUGGUGACAUCAAAGAAGCGUUCCAGGAAAUGUACGGAAAAUCGCUCGAAUCAUGGAUUAAGGAGGAUCUAGGAGGCGAUAAUGCUAACCUGCUGUACCAUUUGGCCGCUUACUAAAAUGCCAUCCUCUCCAAUGGACAAAUUAUGCAAUACACAUUCAUUUGUGAAGGAGCGUGUGGAUACUAGUAUAGCAUCCUUUAAGGCUAAGGCUUUGAUAGUGCCGAAUGUGGCAUUAAACAUACAGUAUUCCAAGCUAUAAGUUCGAGAAUUACAUUCCACAAAAAAAAUAAUUUGCAAACAUUUAAUGUUUAUGUUUGGUUUUGUUCGGUGAUCAUCAUUUUAGAAAUGUGUUGUACCAGUCCGGUACUGUUUAAUUAUUUUAACAUCAAAGUUGUCAGGCAAAUACCACAGAUGAAUACCAAAAUUUGAUUUAUUUGAACCAACUCAAAGCACAAUUCAGAUUACAACAUUAUUUCGGAUUGAAGUACCGUAGUGCCUUAUGAUGUAGCUUUCUUUCUUAUGCAUUAUUUUUGGCAAAAUUCCAUCCGUUUAUUUCGCAGGAGGAUGUCGGAGGUGACCUAGGCGACCUCCUGGCCACUUUGGCUGCGUUCUAAGCACAUCAGUUUAUUACAGGAGCAUGGCAUUUAUAUUGGAGACGAUUACUUAGCGCCAGUGUGUAAUAAUAGCCAAAUUGGUGUUGAAUGAUUUUCGGCAAAAAAUAUCCAUUGCAAAUUAAUUCCCCGAUAAACGCACGUAUAGCACGCAGCGUGUUUGGCACAAUAGUGAAGAAAGAAAUGAUUUGGUCAAACCUAAAGUGUUUAUUCAUCAAUCCCUGUACACGUAUUAUUUUGUUAUUCAUUCUGGUGUUUGCUCUGUUAUCCUCAUGUAACAGUUAUCGGACUAAUUUGAAUAAAUUGAAGAAAUAUGUUCAUGUUAUCUUA